Messenger RNA from Cydia strobilella, 4375 nucleotides. RefSeq names its product serine palmitoyltransferase 1 (gene Spt-I). Gene Ontology annotation, molecular function: pyridoxal phosphate binding; serine C-palmitoyltransferase activity. The transcript is spliced from 6 exons. The coding region runs from base 139 to 1497 and encodes 452 amino acids. Gene Ontology annotation, cellular component: endoplasmic reticulum. Gene Ontology annotation, biological process: sphingosine biosynthetic process; ceramide biosynthetic process. The record is from RefSeq and is a predicted model, not a curated record. Lineage: Eukaryota; Metazoa; Arthropoda; Insecta; Lepidoptera; Tortricidae.
GAAUGCGGACCUUGCGGUGGCGAACGGAGCCGUGCGACUUCUGUUAAUUUUUGUUCUUUAAAUUAAUUAAUAUCUUGUUCAAAAUUUACCUAUUAAUUGAAGUUCUGUUGUCCAGCACUUUACUCUUUCAAAUACAAUAUGAUCCUCAAUGAUAUAUCUAACAUGGCCGGUUGGUGGACGGUCCUGAUCGCCUUCAAAAUACUCCUUGCCUCCACCUACUUCUUCUUUGCUAAAAAACCAAAAAAGUACUCUCCGCACACUGAUGCUUUAGCAACUGGCAACUAUACUCCAUGGAAGACUUUACCGUUGGUAGAACAUGACGUGACGGUCGAAGAGUCUCCGAUUAUGGGCAAAAUUGAUGAUAAUUGUUUAAAUGUUGGUGCGACUAGUUUUUUAUGCUUGGAUAAGGAGGAAUCAAUAAUGGAAAGUGCAAUAAAGUGCUUGCACAAGUACGGUGUUGGAUCCUGCGGUCCCAGAGGCUUCUAUGGUACGAUUGACGUGCAUUUAGAACUUGAGGAGAGACUAGCCAAGUUUCUGGAAGUGGAAGAGACAUGUGUGUAUUCAUAUGGGUUCUCCACAAUCGCCAGUGCUAUACCAGCUUAUGCUAAAAAACAGGAUAUCAUUUUUGCCGAUGAAAAAGUCUGGUUCGCAAUCCAAAAAGGUUUUGACGCAGCCCGUAGCACAAUUCGCUACUACAAACACAAUGACAUGCAACAUUUAGAAGCGCUGCUCACCGAAGCCAAAGAGAAGAAGCAGUUGAGUGCCCGGAGACGAGCAUUCCUUGUGACGGAGGCUGUGUUCUUCAAUACCGGAGAAAUGUGUCCGCUUCAGGAAGUGGUCGCUUUGGCACGGAAGUUCAAAUUGAGGAUUAUUUUGGAUGAGAGUUUGAGUAUUGGGGUAUUAGGCAAAAACGGCCGCGGUCUGACCGAGCACCUCAACGUGCCUCGCGACGAGGUGGACCUCAUCGUGGGGUCCUUAGAGCACUCGUUCGCCAGCGUCGGGGGCUUCUGUGCCGGCUCGCACUUCAUCGUGGAGCACCAGCGCCUAUCCGGCUUAGGUUACUGCUUCAGCGCGUCUCUGCCGCCGAUGUUAACGCAGGCCGCCAUCUCCGGCCUCGACAUUUUGGAAUCCAGGCCCGAGAUCCUCACAGAACUCGAGGAAAGCUCACAAAAACUAGACAAGGCGCUCUCAAAACUCAAACACUUCACAUUCCGCGGCCACGCCCUCUCUCCAAUCAAGCACGUGUACCUCAAAAAGGAUCUCACGGACCGCCUCAAACACAGCUACCUCAAGAACAUCGCGAACUACUGCCUCGAAAGAGGCGUAGCUCUCUCCGUAGCGGCAUAUCUAAGGGACGUGGAGCACAGUUGUCCGGAACCUUCGAUACGGUUGGCUUCGAGUAGGAAGUUGAAUGAUGGGAAUAUCAGUUUGGUGUGCGGGAUGCUGGACGAGGCGUAUGAGAAGGUUGGUCCGCAGCCGGAGCUGAUGGCGUUGUAAGGAAUAUAUGAUCACGCGCCAUGUUGCGGAAUUUCACUGGAACUAAUAUUUUCAUACUAUACUGAACUGUCACCCUAUAUAGGUACAUGAAAAUAACAGCGCCCUCUUGACAAUGAUCAUGUGUCUAUUGUUUCCCAUAUAGUUUUAAGUCAUAAUGUAUCGUUUGUCCACAUUUUCGUUAGUCAUAAUUUGGUUUUUCUCAGAAACGCGUAACUUUACACGAUUGCCAUAAAACAAACCUAACGUAACCUAUUUAUAGGAUAACCUGAGGAAAUUCCUGAAAAGUUAGCCGUUUCAGAAUUAUGACUACUGAUAAUAUGACAAUCAUUACGUUAUGACUUUCAAUAAUUAUGUCAAACAAAGGGACCCCCAAUCCCCAAUGAUCAUAUAUUCCUGGUCAGGCUUUAGAGGUGAGCAUAUUUGAGGAAGGGGAAUAUAAGUCCAUUUGCGAGAUUAUGGUUUGCCAUAGCACAAUAUCGUAGGCCGUAGCACGGUCGCAUUUUUAUCACCUGUCACCAUACGUGUCACGUUCUAACAAGUAUGUUAGUGCGAAAGUGACAGGCGAUAAAAAUGGAACCAUGCUGCCACCGCUGGUGUAAGAAAUUGACAUAAACUUUAACAAAAAAGAACGCACAUUAAAAAUGUCAUGCCAUUUCGGAAAUUUUCCUCCUUCUGUGGGGAAAUGCAUGAAUUCAUUAUUACAGUAUAACGCCCAAAUAAUAUUUGAAUUAGUCACAGAACUUUCUCCAAGAUCCCAUCAUCUGAACCACCUGUAAAGUGUAAAUAAAAAAUUUAAUUUUCCAAAUUGGCCCAGCCGUAAUUGAGAAAUCAAAUACAUACAUUUAAAAAUUAAAUCAAGAUCCGAACGAACUGACAACAGUAACAAUAACCUCCUUAUAAGUCGGUAAAAAGGGUAAAAAGUGACUUGUAAUAAUUUCACCCCUGGACUACAGAAUAAGUAAAAAUACUAAAGUACAGAAGGUUCACUCGCCUUAGACCUAACUAAAAUGCGGAGUAAACCACUGCCUUGACUAUUUAUUUGUUUGAAUCAACACUAUUAUUUAAUGACUCUACCGAGUUAAAUCAUCGACUAUUGCAAUGAUUUUAUUAAUAACAUUUAAAAUAUCAUGAGGUAUUUUAUUUUACUAAGCACAGUAUACAAUGCAUUUAUAUGACGUCGCAACUUAAAUAAUAAUUUAACAUAAAAUAGUUUAACAUAUCAGAAUUAUAUUAUAAUAUAUGUUAUAAUGUUUACACGAAUAACACAUGUUCCAUAAUGGUUAAAGAUAUUACUUAAAACUAGGAUAAAGUGUUUAUUUGUUAAUUAUUGAAGUGACAAGUGACAUUUGACAUUUCGAACUAUGGAAAAGACCACCAUCUACACUAGCGCCCCUAGCGGCGAAUUCAUACGCGUUAGCCCUCAUUUUUAAGCACUACGUUAUUUACUUGCACUAUUAUGACAUUUAAUAGUUUUACAAAUACAAAAAUACCGGUAUUUAAUUCGAAAUAGGCAACAUGGUCACAAUUACCGGUAUACCGGCAUUCGUUUUUCACUAAUAUAUUAUACACAAUACACAUUACUUCAUAAUACUAUUACCUACAUUUGGUUUAAAGAACAAUAAGUUCAAGUAUUUCUCACAACAAUAUUAUGCAGAUAUCCCUCAAGUAUUAAUCACUUACUUAACUAAGUUACAUCCGUAAUAUACACAAAGUACAUAGAUUAUGUGCCUUUACAAUAUAUUCAGCGAAUACCAAAGCAAUAUUCAAAAACCAAAGUUCUCAAAACUGCCAACGCCUAUGUUGAGUGCAUAAGUAUAAUUUGUGCAUUAUAAGCUACGCACGGUAAACAUUGUAGCUACGGAAUGAAAACCGGUAAAAAUGUGGAAAUUACCGGUAAACCGGUAAAUUACCGGUAUUUCUUACAAGUAUCUUUUUUUUUAAACAGCCUACACUGAAAAUUGUAGCUAGGGAAUGCAAACCGGCAAAAAUGUAUGGAAAUUACCGGUAAACUGGUAAAUUGUCGCCGUUUCUCAUGCUAAGUUUUUAAAGGUUGCAUUUGCUAAUUUGAGUAAUUGUAGCCGCAUGCUUUUUUACCGCAUUUGUGGUAAUUUAUUUACUGCUCUCAUUCCUAGUUUUAACCUCCUAAAUAAUGUAUUAAAAUACUGAAUUUUUUUGGAAUAAUGUUUUUUUACGUGUAAGUACCAUUUGUCUCAAUCGAAAUAUAUUUAGAUAUAGACCUUGUCACAAUGAAGAAUGUUAACAAUAAUUAUGUUAAGGUGCUCAGUAUUAUAAAAUCACUAUUUAAGAACUGACAUACAUAUUACUUGUAGAACUAGAAUACAAGAUCAAACGCCAAGGACAUCUACAUAUAAUAGUCGCCGAGUUUUUCACUCAGAAUUAAAAACGAACUAGUUGUUAUUUUGCUUUAAAAAAACAAGCUCAUAAAUAAUUACUUAUUCACUUUAAAGGCAAUGACAGCGUAUUUGUGACAUUAUAGGCUACGGUAACUGCUUACCAUCAGGCGGGCCGUAUGCUUGAUUGCCACCGACAUGGUAUAAAAAAAAAAAAAUUAUAUCAUAAAAGAGAUAUACUAAAAUAUUCUAACGUACACGUAAGUUUCUAUGCAUAUUUCUAUACAAAUUGACGCGAUUUCAUUGUUCCAAAAUAUAUAAGAUUUAGUAAUUUAUAAAAAAACUAUUUUAAAAGUUCUCCUGUAGUAUGUAUGUCAGUCAAAAAGAGCGCAAAAUGGCCUAAAUAUUAUAACGAUGUUAAAAUUUAUUGUUCGAAAUACGUUAUGUAGGUCAUCAUAAUAAGAUUAAUAAAGUACAUUAUUGCACAUCGCUUGUUACUUAUAUUAUUUUUUAAUAAAUGCAUUAUU